GCGCGGCGCAGCCAGAGCCGCAGCUGCGUGUGUGAACAGCACUGCCGGAGGCAGAAGUGGACAAGCUGGAAGAUGGAUGAGGGAUGGAUGCUAAAUGGGCUUGACCAAAAGAGCAGGUGAAAGAUCAAGAUGGCAAGAGAUUUGUCUUUGGUUUAAACCACUGCAAACGCCGGUCCACUACUUUCGCUUAAGCUAUGUUUAUGACCACGCUCUUGGGUGACGUCUGUACUUCUGCAGCCUAUGCGGACAAUCCACUUUCAAGGACUAUUCUAGUGUAACGCUAGUGCAAAUAUCCAACAAUGAGUGGCUGCGCCUUCAAAGUCUUUGUAGCCUCACUUCCUCACAUUGUCAAAGUGCUGUAGAAAAACAGAGGAGGGGCGCUUUCAUGUGGAGUGCAGAUUCUGACUCAUGUGGCUCUUUUGUCCAAUGUGCAGAUGUGGGACGUUCAAAUUCCAGUGUGGCACUCUCAUCAUGAAUGCCUUUCUCGUGUCUCCUGUGCCUGAAUUUGCUGGAUCGAUGCUUCAGAAACCGAGAGUGCGCCAGAGCUGCGGUGCCUGAGACAAGACAGGUCUGUGAUCUUCUCCAUCACGACGGCAUUUUCAUGGGGCAGCUGCCAAAACCAGAAGCAUCCCCACCCAGUCGCACCUUCUGAAACUCUCCUCUGCCCUCCCCAUGUCACCUGCAUGAUGGAUUGGUCCCCGAACUUCACCUGUUUCUUGGUCACAACAUCGGCAGAGUCCAACUGGAGUGGCACCGGCUCCCUCUCCGAUCUCCCUGGCGCCGGCGGAUCCUUGUCGGUGUUCAGUGUGCUCGUCUUGACUUUGUUGGCUCUGUUGGUGGUGGCCACUUUCCUUUGGAACGUGCUGGUGCUGGCGACUAUUUUGCGGGUGCGCACCUUCCACAGGGUGCCCCACAACCUGGUGGCCUCCAUGGCCAUCUCGGACGUGAUGGUGGCCGCCCUGGUGAUGCCACUCAGCCUGGUGCACGAGUUGUCUGGGCGUCGCUGGCGUCUGGGCCGACUUCUGUGCCAGGUGUGGAUCUCCUGCGAUGUGCUGUGCUGCACGGCCAGCAUCUGGAACGUCACUGCCAUCGCGCUGGACCGUUACUGGUCCAUCACCCGGCACCUGGAGUACACCUUGCGCACCCGCCGGCGCAUCUCCAACAUCAUGAUCGCUCUCACCUGGGUGCUCUCAGCCUUCAUUUCUUUGGCACCAUUGCUGUUUGGCUGGGGAGAGACUUACUCAGAGCCCAACGAAGAGUGCCAGGUCAGCCAAGAGCCGUCCUACACCAUCUUCUCUACCUUUGGGGCUUUCUACUUGCCCCUCUGCGUUGUUCUGUUUGUGUACUGGAAAAUCUACAAGGCUGCCAAGUUCCGCAUUGGAUCCCGGAAGAGCAACUCCAUCACUCCCAUCACACCUGAAGCCCUAGAGGUCAAGGGAGCCUCUCAGCAACCCCAGAUGGCAUUUACUGUCCGCCAUGCUACAGUGACCUUCCAGACAGACGGGGAUACAUGGAGGGAGCAGAAGGAGAGGAAGGCAGCCCUGAUGGUGGGCAUACUUAUUGGGGUCUUUGUGCUGUGCUGGAUCCCCUUCUUCAUCACGGAACUCAUCAACCCGCUUUGCUCCUGUGACAUCCCACCCCUUUGGAAGAGCAUCUUCCUCUGGCUCGGCUAUUCCAAUUCCUUUUUCAACCCUUUGAUCUACACGGCCUUCAACAAGAACUACAACAAUGCCUUCCGGAACCUCUUCUCCAGGCAGCCCUGAGCCCUGUGAGAGGUGCUUCCUAUGAACAUAAAUCUCCCUCCUUCUCCCUGACUGAGACACGGGAAGGCAUCCACUCGCUUGUAGGAAACUCCAGUCGAUCUGUUGAUAGUACAUUAAAUGCUCAGCUGUUACCCAUUUAUUGUAGGAGCUUGAGGCAUCUUUCUGAAAGGGAAUACCUCUGUAGUGAUGAUAAUGUAUUUUCCCAGUACUCAAACUGUGGAAUGCUGUUUCCGGGACAACCUGAUUGGUUUUUUCUCAGCUAGCGCAUCAAUCGCAGCUGUUAAUGUGAUGUGGAACGCUGUUUUUGCCUAUCAACAAUCACCCAUUGGAUGGAAAAUGUAACACCAUUUAUAAAGAGUGGGAUCGACUUCCCCAUGCACACCUUUGCCAUUUAAA
Messenger RNA from Heteronotia binoei (common prickly gecko), 2159 nucleotides. It is a transcript of the gene HTR5A, whose product is annotated as 5-hydroxytryptamine receptor 5A. Gene Ontology annotation, molecular function: G protein-coupled serotonin receptor activity. NCBI's taxonomy places the organism in Eukaryota, Metazoa, Chordata, Lepidosauria, Squamata, Gekkonidae. Gene Ontology annotation, biological process: adenylate cyclase-activating adrenergic receptor signaling pathway. Bases 684 to 1763 code for a protein of 359 amino acids. Gene Ontology annotation, cellular component: plasma membrane. The transcript has 3 exons. The record is from RefSeq and is a predicted model, not a curated record.